Gopherus evgoodei (Goodes thornscrub tortoise) is the source of this 2399-nucleotide messenger RNA. It is a transcript of the gene MFSD11, whose product is annotated as major facilitator superfamily domain containing 11. The record is from RefSeq and is a predicted model, not a curated record. NCBI's taxonomy places the organism in Eukaryota, Metazoa, Chordata, Testudines, Testudinidae. The transcript has 14 exons. The coding region runs from base 69 to 1520 and encodes 483 amino acids.
GUCAGCUGACCUGGAUUGUGAAAUAUUCCUUAUUUCCUGUUCAGCGUGAAUGGGCAUGGCUUGCGUUUAUGAUUGUCUUUUCUUUCCUUUGUCAGACCUUAAAAGGGAGCUUUAAAAGGAAAAUAGAACUUUUCCGGACUGAAGAGGACAACUUCCUAAGAAAAAACAAAAUGUCUCCUAAAUCGAAAAAGCUUUUUAACAUAAUUAUGUUAGGAGUUGCUUUUAUGUUUAUGUUUACUGCCUUCCAAACAUGUGGAAAUGUUGCGCAAACUGUUAUCACAAAUUUAAACAACACAAAUUUUCAUGGCAGUGGCUAUACCAGCAUGGCCAUUAUUUAUGGGGUGUUCUCUGCAUCAAAUCUUAUUUCACCUUCAGUGGUUGCUGUAGUGGGACCUCAAUUAUCCAUGUUUGUUAGCGGUCUAUUUUACAGCAUAUACAUUGCGGUUUUUAUCCAGCCUUUCACAUGGUCCUUCUACACUGCUUCUGUUUUCAUUGGGAUAGCAGCUGCUGUAAUUUGGACUGCACAGGGAAAUUGCCUGACGAUAAAUUCAGAUGAAAACACUAUUGGGAGAAACAGUGGAAUCUUCUGGGCACUUUUACAGUCCAGCUUGUUUUUUGGAAAUCUUUAUAUAUACUUUGCUUGGCGUGGGAAAACUCACAUAUCAGAGAGUGAUCGCAGGACUGUUUUCAUUGCUCUAACUGUCCUCAGUCUCGUGGGCACAUUUCUGUUCUUUCUGAUUAGGAAACCAGAGGAGUCAAACACACUGGAGGAGGAAGUCUCCUCCACUGACGAAAGCAUUGUAGACAACUCGUCUGUCCAAAGCAAAGCAACGAGGGCAGUGGAUGCAUUUAAGAGAUCUAUUAAGCUAUACUUCACCAAAGAGAUUUUGCUCCUCAGUGUUACAACGGCUUAUACAGGUCUGGAAUUAACAUUCUUUUCUGGAGUAUAUGGGACCUGUAUUGGUGCUGUGAAUAGAUUUGGCACCGAAGAGAAAAGUCUUAUUGGACUGUCUGGUAUUUUUAUUGGCAUUGGAGAAAUUUUAGGUGGAGGAUUCUUUGGAUUAGUGAACAAAGAUAAUCGCUUUGGCAGGAACCCAGUUGUGAUGCUUGGCAUUGUGGUCCAUUUUGUAGCCUUUUACUUAAUUUUUUACAACAUACCAAAUGAUGCCCCCAUUGCUUCCUUCGAAGGAACAGAUAAUAGCGCUUAUAUGAAUCCAAGCAAAGAGUUGGCCAUUUUUUGCAGUUUUCUGUUGGGACUAGGAGACAGCUGCUUUAACACCCAACUCCUCAGUAUUUUGGGGUUCCUUUAUUCAGAAGACAGUGCACCUGCCUUCGCUGUCUUCAAGUUUGUCCAGUCCAUCUGUGCUGCAGUCGCAUUUUUCUACAGCAACUACCUUCUUCUUCAGUGGCAGCUCCUGAUCAUGGCAGUGGUUGGGUUCUUUGGAACAAUCUCCUUCUUUACUGUGGAGUGGGAAGCAGCAGCAUUUGUCGCCCGUGGCUCUGACUACAGGAGCAUUUGAUCCAGGUGCUCCAUCAGCCUGAUGUGAGGAGAUACAUAGAAACAUAUUUAUUGAAAUGACUUGAGAAGGUGAAAAGAUAACAUCACAGAGGCUGGGAUGAAGGAAGCCUCUGUUAAAGCCCUUUCAGUGUAACUGAUAGGAACAGUCAUAAUGAAACAUAGAAAAACAAAAUGCCAAAAUGAAAAGGCUCUCUUUCUUAUUUUUAUCGACAUUGAUGUGCAGGGUCACAAAAAUCGCGUAUGAGAAAAUGGAAGGAAAAUGGGGGAUCUGUGCAUUGAACAGUUUUGUUCAGAUAUACCCCUUUGCUGAGUGCCUGUUUCUCUUAAUUUCUCGCUUUGUGAUCAUGUACUAUAGAAAUUCUACUUUCAGUCUUCUCAAAUAGUUUUAUUUUUAUUUACUUAGAUCCAAGCUCUGCAGACUCUUGUCUUGUAAAAAUUCCUUCUGUGUAUGAGUGAUAUUUUUAAAAUAAGAUACAGUGUGCUGCAGCAUGUCUACGAAACCAAUCAAAACCAUGGAGUUCUGUGGCAAUAGAGGUGUUCUCAUUGGAACAUUUUGUGAUGCUGUGCCCCUCCAUCCCUUGGUUCCUAAGUCUAUAACAUUGUUGAUACCCUAUUUUAUAGUUUAAAAUCUUAUCUAGGCUCAGUUUUUAAAAAAGAGAGAUCUUAAGUAUUAUGGGCUGAUGUGAAGCAUAUUAGAAAAAUUUGGACAAGAUUUUCUUUAUUUUAAGCUUAUCAGAAGGCUAAGUAAAGGCCAAGAUGAUUAAGGGCCUGAACCAGAGAAGUGUGGAACAACUGAAUCACUAUUUAUAUCAACAGGUAUUGUGAGUGCUCAGCACCUCUCAGGAUCAAGCUGUAGAUUAGGUUGGCUGCCAGAACGUUC